Molecule: messenger RNA, 1804 nt
Organism: Drosophila melanogaster (fruit fly)
Lineage: Eukaryota; Metazoa; Arthropoda; Insecta; Diptera; Drosophilidae
Exons: 1
Coding region: 107-1567 (486 amino acids)
Source: RefSeq, marked reviewed
CAGACACAAAGCCGACACGACAUAUCGUCUCGAAAACUCGAGAGAAAUCUUUCCCAAUUCAAUUUCCACAUCCCCCACUUUUGUCGAUCUUUCGCAGACUGCCGGAAUGGCCUUUGUAGCGCGUCGGAGUAGCGAUGGCUCGGUGGUGGAUCGUCAGCAGGUGUCUGGUCGGGAAAAAGUACGUCCAGCUUCCCAGUCGGACAUUAGUGAUGAGGAUUCGGAGUCGCUGCUGGGCUAUACAAACCACACCUAUGGGGCUCCCACAGUGAGGUAUGUUGGCCAGGGUGAAGAUCGUGAAGCGGUGGAACCUCAGCUAGAUUAUGAGGAUUUUGGGGAUUCUCUGGGGGAUCAUGCCGACAAUUCGGAAAGCGAGACGGAUUCCAUUUUGAGUUUCUGCAAGGAACUGGAUGAGGAGGAGGCCAACGAUGCAUUGCUAAAUGGCAGAAUGAGCUUCACAGACGAGAAGGCGAAAGUUGAGGAUAAAGCGAAUGCAGAUGAUGUGUUUCACCGGGUCAUGAACAAAGGCGAUGAGGCGGCUGCCACGGACACGGAGACCGUGAUGAACUUUGAUCACGAUGUGCAGAGCCUUAGCUCCUUAGGCAGCUGCACGCCAACGGUGACGCAACGCGGUGAGGAUGUCGACAAUUUGGACAAUAUCAGCGGCAGGACAUUUUUCAAGGAGGAAAAAUCGCACAGCAUUAACACCAGGACCUUUUGCAAGGAUAACAAUCUGGAUGCGCUGAGCGGCAGGACCUUCUACAAGCAGGCCUCCGUAAAGGAGACUAACCAGGGCCAGAUUUCCAGUCGGACAUACAGCCUGAGUAGCUCGGGCAACAAUCAAAACCAUGACGCAUCCUCGAUGUCCACCUGCAGCUGGUCGGACAUGUACCGCGGUGCUCUGCAGUCCACCGAUGGAUGCACCGGUAUGCCCCCUCUGAGCCUGGCCAGCGUCGUCUCUGACUCGUCCACGUGCUACAAGCAGCUGGAGGAGCAUAAGGAACGCCCUGGCCCGCAGGCCUUCGAGGACUGGAAGGCGCGAAAGGCCGCCGAGAAGCAGAAGAAUCUGCUGGCUGCCAAACAGGAGCGCGAAAAGCGGGAGGCGGAGGCAGCACUGCGACAGAAAUAUGCCCAGGAGCACUUCCAGGAGUGGUGUCGUCGCAAGGAGGAGCAGCAGCAGCAGCAGCGGCAAAAGCAAAAGAAAUCCUCGACCUCUAGCUCCAGUUUGGGAUCGGUUUCCAGCUCUAGCACCGCCCCUACAAGGAAGGUGUCUCCCGAGAACACAAAGAACCGUCUGCAGAAGUGGGAGCAAGCCAAGCGGGAGCAGCAGCAACAGGAAAAACAACGCCUGAUCCGACUGCAGUGCAACAAGCAGAAACUGGAGGAGGAACGCCGUCAGCGCCGCCAAGGCGCCUGGCAGAACUGGAUGAAACAGGUGGACAAGCGGGCCAAGCCGGUUCCCCUCAAUCAGGGCUUUGACACGCUGCGCGGUACCAUAUCCAACAUCUACAUCAAUCCCGUGCAAUGGGUGUCCAAUAUCGAUCCGCAGGAUUCGGGGCGCAGUCGUUAGAAUUCCUUGGAGCGCUCUCACAUUCGUUAGUCCAUCGCCAUUUCACGCUGAAAUGCAUGCAAGACCUAUGGGGACGACUGGUGCAGGAGGACGGGAGGAGAUCGCCUCGGUUGCUGGGCCCGCAAAAUGAUUUUAAUUCUACUACUACACAUUAUACACGAAUUUUGAUUAGUGGCGGUGGAUCCCACUUUGUUUUACCUUCGCAAGUUACUCAAUAAACUACAAGAUCGGCAGCUU